This is a messenger RNA of Phytomonas sp. EM1, 574 nucleotides long. The record is from the annotation of a GenBank genome assembly. Lineage: Eukaryota; Euglenozoa; Kinetoplastea; Trypanosomatida; Trypanosomatidae.
UAUUCUGUUAUCAUUUAAGGAACUUCAUAUCCUAUUCUUUGAAUGCAUUUUUUUAAAAACUUUUAGUUUAGAUGAUUAAAAAUGUCAGACCACUUUUCAAGGCCAGCAUAACUACUUUCAAUCCAUGGAAGAAGCGCCCAGGUGGACUUGAUUUACAUGGUAGACCGCAGGUAGUUAGUCCUGGCUAUUUUAAGGAUAGAUAUCGCCGAAUGAAUCCUGAUGAUCCUACGCGCUUACUGAAGCCAAGCCAUGUGAUUGUAAAGCGUUGCCCCGCAUGCCAGCGCACAAAGUUUAUUCCGCUAUCUAAAAAGAAUCACUUCUACACUUGCUGCGAGGGUCAAGUAAUGAAGCUCUAUGCUAACAUGAAGACCGUUAUGGAUGCGGAGCACAAACUGAUUGUUGCCACGCGCCAAUGGGAUGUUGAAAACCAGCGGCCGUGGGAUAACUCGCACCGACCUAAGCCAAAGGGUCGUUCAAAACUGAAGAAAUAAAGUCGGACGAGUUUUCUACGAGGAUUAUUGCAAACGCAAAGCUUAUGCGUCAUGUAUUCGCAUAGGGGACGAGAUGAACUGAA